Molecule: messenger RNA, 750 nt
Organism: Cylindrotheca closterium
Lineage: Eukaryota; Bacillariophyta; Bacillariophyceae; Bacillariales; Bacillariaceae
Source: the annotation of a GenBank genome assembly
AUGUCACGGGUGGUGGCGACGUUACUGUUCGUGAUUGUUCCUGGUUGUCUUUCCUUUCAGCAGACAUCGCAUUUAUCUUUGGGCACAUCGAAUGCUUUUAUACUCUUAAAGAAAGCAAAUGUAAACAGACUUAUUCUUCCGCUUGCUGUGACAUCCGAAGGAAAUGAUGGAGACAUUGAGCAAAUGAGAUUGGGAAGCAAAAGCAAUGAUCUUUUGGAGGAUUCCAUUGACUCAUUUCUUCGAGGAGAAUAUGACUUUAAAGAUGACGCCUUGUCGCCACUGCCAGAAUAUUCUCCCAAGACAACAGUGGAGAAUGCUGUCACAUCCUUGAGAGCGUUGGAUGAUCCAGAGCCAUGCCCCCAUGGAGCUGCAGUCUUGUUGCGAUUUUGUGCACCCUUAAGUCGGGGAGAGCGAUGGGGUGGAGGUCGAGGAGGAGAUACCUGGAAGGAGCUACUUCGGGGCUCCUUGACACCCACCAUGCUGGCGAAACGACUUCAGGUGUCUCAAUUCUCGGGUUUGUUGGAUUUUUGCAAGCUCGAUGUGAUGGAUGGUGCCUUGAGCACUGGGCAACACGAUUUGGUUGGAUUGCCGAGUUUUGCCUUUGUCAACGUAGCCUUGUACUUUGAAGGUGGCAAAGAGCCACAGCUGAUGGAAUUUAAGCUAGUUCGCAACUUUGGAGUGUGGUUGAUUGAUUCCGUCAAAAGAAGCGAGCAUAAACUCUUCUCGGAAGAAGACAGCAAUAAGAAGUGA